Molecule: messenger RNA, 1317 nt
Organism: Fraxinus pennsylvanica
Lineage: Eukaryota; Viridiplantae; Streptophyta; Magnoliopsida; Lamiales; Oleaceae
Source: the annotation of a GenBank genome assembly
AUGGCGCCUCCAGCUCAAUCUCAGAAAUCCUCUUCACCCUCCCAACCCUCCGGAAAAGGGGAAGUUUCGGAUGUGAAAUUGCAGCUCCGGCAACUAGCAGGGAGCAGAGCUCCUGGAACGGACGAUUCAAAGAGAGAACUUUUCAAGAAGGUGAUUUCAUACAUGACUAUUGGGAUUGACGUGUCAGCUGUUUUUAGCGAAAUGGUGAUGUGCUCGGCGACCUCGGAUAUAGUGCUAAAAAAGAUGUGUUAUUUAUACGUUGGGAAUUAUGCAAAGAACAAUCCAGAUCUCGCGCUUUUGACAAUUAAUUUCCUUCAAAGGGAUUGCAAGGAUGAGGAUCCUAUGAUUCGUGGUUUGGCUUUAAGGAGUUUGUGUACACUACGUGUCGCAAAUUUGGUGGAGUACUUGGUGGGGCCUUUGGGCAAUGGGUUGAAGGAUGGAAAUAGUUACGUGCGGAUGGUUGCAGCUGUUGGGGUUCUCAAGUUAUACCAUAUUUCGGCUCCGACUUGCUUGGAUGCUGAUUUUCCUGCUAUGCUCAAGCAUUUAAUGCUUAAUGACAAGGAUGCUCAGGUAGUUGCAAACUGUUUAGCUUCUCUACAGGAGAUCUGGGGUCUGGAAGCAAGUACAUCUGAAGAAGCGGCAAGGGAGAGAGAAAUGUUGCUUAGCAAGCCAGUUAUAUACUACUUUCUAAAUAGGAUCAAAGAAUUCAGUGAAUGGGCACAAUGUAUUGUUCUGGAGUUGGUUGCUAAGUAUGUUCCCUCUGAUAGCAAUGAGAUAUUUGACGUCAUGAAUCUUCUUGAAGAUAGACUUCAACAUGCAAAUGGUGCAGUUGUUUUGGCAACCAUUAAGGUGUUUCUACAAUUGACCCUAUCCAUGACAGAUGUUCAUCAACAGGUGUAUGAACGUAUCAAAUCCCCUCUGCUCACUCAAGUGAGCUCAGGAAGUCCCGAGCAAUCAUAUGCAGUAUUAAGCCACCUACAUUUACUAGUGAUGCGUGCACCGUUUAUAUUCUCUUCAGACUACAAGCAUUUCUACUGUCAAUACAAUGAACCAUUUUAUGUCAAAAAAUUAAAGCUAGAAAUGUUGACUGCUGUGGCAAAUGAGAGCAAUACAUAUGACAUAGUGACCGAACUAUGUGAAUAUGCUGCAAAUGUUGACAUCCCAAUUGGGCGACAUCCUAAAGGUAAGACAAAGGGCUAUAAGGGGGAGUUCAACGAAGAGGGUUUAUAUUCUGGGAUAGACACUGCAGUAAUCAAGAAAGAGUGGGUUCAAGAAUUGCCGUUAAAGAAGGAAACGUCUUGUGAUGAAAAGAUUUAA